Sapajus apella (tufted capuchin) is the source of this 3072-nucleotide messenger RNA. RefSeq names its product protocadherin gamma-A10. The record is from RefSeq and is a predicted model, not a curated record. Gene Ontology annotation, biological process: homophilic cell-cell adhesion. Gene Ontology annotation, cellular component: plasma membrane. NCBI's taxonomy places the organism in Eukaryota, Metazoa, Chordata, Mammalia, Primates, Cebidae. Gene Ontology annotation, molecular function: calcium ion binding. The annotation marks the transcript as partial. The transcript has a single exon.
CAGUCUGGGUGACAGAGCAAGACCUUGCCUCAAAAAAAAAAAGACAUUUCCAAAAAAUCAAAUGAAGUGCUUUUACCUUUGCUCUCAGUCUCUGUCUGAUUCUCUGAUAGAAGAUUUUUGAAGAAAAAAGGUAAAAUCUUUGAAGAGUUCUAUACUUGGGAGGCAUAGUGACAUAAACACUUCUGAACAUCCUGUUCUCUGUGUGAAAGAAGUGAACUUUGUCUUUACAUUUGAGGGAAUGAUUGCUGUUGGGUUGAUGGGCACACACAGUUGAAGAUAUGUGAACUACUUGACUUUGGCCUCUCAUGCAAACUGCCUAAAAGAAGAGAAUAUUUGUGUUAGUAUUCAUGCUCUGAUGAAAAUAGGUUGACAUAGACACUUAUUGGUUAAAAACCUAUAUCACUACAUCUAACUUUGUUUUUUAAAAUCUUUAGUACUUCAAAUUCUACAUAUUUCUUUUCUCAUUACAAUGCAAACAUUUUAAUUUGCAACUGUAGUAUAUGUUCUUUUUAGUUUGUGAUUACCUGCUCAAUCGUUUAAAUGGGUCCACUUAACUUGUAUGCCUAUAAAUUAAAGUACGUUUUUCACAAAAAGGUUCAUUAAGGCUCAGUAAACCUAUUCUGGAAGAGUACUUUGAAAACCUCUUACACAAUCCUAAGCUAAAUAAAUUUAGUGAAUUAAGUAGUUAAAAUGAUAAAGCUUCAGAGUGAGUUAUCUCAUGAAGUUUAUUUAAUAUAGUCUUUGUAUGAAUGUAUACUAAAUAAAAUAAGGACUAUUUAAAUCACUAUUUCAAAUAAAAUUGUAAGACUUUUCUGAAUAUACCUAGACACUCAUAUGACCUAAAAUAAGCAUUGUUUACCUUUUAUUAAAGUAUGUACAUUUCUGACGGGAAAACAUGUUGCAAGUAUAUGUUUAACCAAACAUUGUCGUGUGAUAUUUACAGUAUUUUCAUUCCACUUUAUCACACCUCCAGUAAGAAACCUACUUAUAGUAAAUGAUUUAAAGAUAGGAGUGGGAAAAAAACAAAGAAUCUAUGUAAAAUAAAAUAAUACAACAGAAUGGAGUUUACUUUCCAUUCCAUGUAUCACUUGGGUGCAGUAACUUCGUAGGACUCUGAGCGCCGCUGUUCACCUGCUCGGAGAGAGAACGCAGCCAGAGCUCAAUCCGGAUUCUCAGGGCUCUAACUACACAAAGCCCCACAAACCGGCUGCUGGGCUGCAGGGAAGCUCACUCCAGAAUUUAAGGUGCGCAGGCUACAGAACACCCUGCAGCCACAGAAAGAAAAAGGAACCGGUCGAAACACACAACGUGUCCAGUGAGGACUUUGCAGAAUUCUGUAACCAGACUACAAUGGCCGCUCAAAGGAAUCGCCCGGAUUGCAGGGAGCUGGUCCUGUUCUGCCUUUUCCUCGGGAUUCCAUGGGAGGCUAGAGCCCGGCAGAUCUCUUAUUCAAUUCCUGAGGAAUUAGAGAAAGGCUCCUUUGUGGGCAACAUCUCCAAGGACUUGGGGAUGGCGCCCCGGGAGCUGGCGGAGCGCGGAGUCCGCAUCGUCUCCAGAGGUAGGACGCAGCUUUUCUCUCUGAACCCGCGCAGCGGCAGCUUGGUCACCGCGGGGAGGAUAGACCGGGAGGAGCUCUGCGCUCAGAGCGCGCGGUGUCUGGUGAGUUUUAACAUCCUUGUGGAAGAUAGGGUGAAACUUUUUGGGAUAGAAAUAGAAGUAACUGAUAUCAAUGACAAUGCCCCAAAAUUCCAAGCGGAAAAUCUAGACGUAAAAAUUAAUGAAAAUGUCGCUACGGGAAUGCGUUUUCCUCUCCCGGAAGCUACUGAUCCGGAUGUGGGUGUGAACUCUUUGCAGAGCUACCAGCUCAGCCCCAACAAGCACUUCUCCCUAAGAGUUCAGAGCCGUGCCAAUGGCGUCAAGUACCCGGAGCUGGUACUGGAGCGUGCCCUAGAUCGUGAGGAAGAGGCCAUUCACCACCUGGUCCUCACUGCCUCCGACGGAGGUGAUCCUCUCAGAUCUGGCACUGUCCUCGUCAGUGUGACCGUAUUCGAUGCAAAUGACAACGCGCCGGUCUUCACCUUGCCAGAAUACCGAGUGAGUGUUCCUGAGAAUUUGCCUGUGGGCACUCAGCUGCUGACAGUCACAGCCACCGACAGGGACGAAGGUGCCAAUGGAGAAGUGACAUAUUCAUUCCGAAAAUUACCUGACAUGCAGCUGUUGAAGUUCCAACUAAACAAAUAUACUGGAGAAAUAAAAAUAUCAGAAAAUCUAGAUUAUGAAGAAACAAGUUUCUAUGAAAUAGAAAUACAAGCAGAAGAUGGAGGAGCGUAUCUUGCAACUGCGAAAGUGUUGAUUACUGUAGAAGAUGUAAAUGACAACAGUCCAGAGGUGACCCUCACGUCUCUAUUUAGUCCAGUGACUGAAGAUUCACCUCUGGGAACAGUCAUAGCCCUUUUAAAUGUGCAUGAUUUAGACUCUGGGCAGAAUGGACAGGUAACCUGUUCCAUUUUGGCGUAUCUACCAUUUAAAUUAGAAAAGUCCAUUGAUAGUUAUUACAGAUUGGUGACACACAGAGCCCUUGACAGGGAACAGGUAUCCUCUUACAAUAUCACAGUAACAGCCACAGAUAGGGGAAGUCCACCUCUAUCAACGGAAACUCAAUUUACGCUGCAAGUGGCAGAUAUAAAUGACAACCCACCUACCUUCUCUCGUGCCUCCUACUUCACCUAUAUCCCAGAGAACAACGCCAGGGGUGCCUCCAUCUUCUCAGUGACAGCGCUGGACCCCGACAGCAAAGAGAAUGCCCGGAUUAUUUACUCCCUCGCUGAAGACACCAUCCAGGGGUCACCUCUGUCCUCCUACAUAUCCAUCAACUCAGACAGUGGCGUCCUGUAUGCACUCAGAUCCUUUGACUAUGAGCAGUUUCAUGAACUGCAGAUGCAGGUGACAGCCAGCGAUAGUGGGGAUCCUCCACUCAGCAGCAACGUGUCUUUCAGCCUGUUCGUGGUGGACCAGAACGACAAUACGCCCCAGAUCCUGUACCCCGCCCUCCCCACAGAUGGUUCCACUGGC